Messenger RNA from Punica granatum (pomegranate), 1666 nucleotides. Lineage: Eukaryota; Viridiplantae; Streptophyta; Magnoliopsida; Myrtales; Lythraceae. The record is from RefSeq and is a predicted model, not a curated record.
CGAAGAACCGACGUUGAAGAAAAAAAGCAGUUUUUGCUUCCCCUCCCCUGCAUCGUCACCGACACCGCAUGAGCCUUCCUCGCCUCCGGUGGCCGACCCCGAUUUCGAGAGUAAUGGCAGAGGGAAUCGCUAAGGCCGAGCUCGGAUCGUCCGGCGCCGCCCCUCCCACCACGGGAGGUGCGGCUGCUGCCGCGGAGGCCAAGUCCCGGUCGUUAUGGCCUUCGGUGCUCCGUUGGAUCCCCACUUCCACCGACCACAUCAUCGCCGCCGAGAAGCGGCUCCUCUCCGUCGUCAGGACACCGUAUGUUCAAGAAAAGGUUAAUAUAGGCACAGGCCCUCCAGGAUCCAAAAUUAGGUGGUUUCGCUCCAAAAGCAAUGAGCCGAGGUUCAUCAACACUGUUACAUUUGACAGCAAAGAUGAUGAUUCGCCCACACUAGUUAUGGUUCAUGGGUACGGUGCUUCUCAAGGUUUCUUCUUUCGGAAUUACGAUGCCCUCGCCAGUCGUUUCAGGGUCAUUGCCAUCGAUCAGCUCGGUUGGGGAGGAUCAAGCAGGCCUGAUUUCACAUGCAAAAGCACGGAAGAAACUGAGGCGUGGUUCAUCGAUUCUUUUGAGGAAUGGCGUAAGGCCAAAAACCUCAGCAACUUUAUAUUGCUAGGACAUUCAUUUGGAGGAUACGUAGCGGCUAAAUAUGCCCUCAAGCAUCCUGAGCAUGUUCAACACUUGAUAUUAGUUGGACCUGCUGGUUUUUCUUCGGAAGCAGAGGCAAAGUCUGAAUGGCUUACUCGAUUUAGAGCAACAUGGAAGGGAGCUAUUCUGAACCAUCUGUGGGAGUCUAAUUUCACUCCUCAGAAGCUUAUCAGAGGGUUGGGCCCUUGGGGUCCACAUCUGGUAAGGAGGUAUACAAGUGCUAGAUUUGGUUCUUAUUCAAGCGGGACCACUUUAACUGAAGAAGAGUCGAGAUUGCUGACAGAUUAUGUCUAUCACACAUUGGCAGCUAAAGCUAGUGGUGAACUCUGUCUGAAACAUAUAUUCUCAUUUGGAGCAUUUGCUAGGUCUCCUCUCUUGCACAGUGCAUCGGAGUGGAAGGUGCCAACCACCUUCAUAUAUGGUUUUCAAGACUGGAUGAAUUAUCAAGGGGCUCAGGAAGCUCGGAAGAAUAUGAAAGUCCCCUGCGAAAUUAUUCGGGUCCCUCAGGGCGGACACUUUGUCUUCAUCGAUAAUCCAUCAGCCUUCCACUCUGCAAUGUUUUAUGCCUGUCGACGAUUCCUAUCCCCUGAUCCAGACAGUGAGUCCCUUCCCGAAGGUUUAAGUUCGGCAUAGUAUAACCAGGAAAAUUCAUUUAUACUUUACUGUACUGUAUCGAUUGUUGUAAUAUUAUGUUAUGUUUAUGUUCCGGAGCGGCCGGAAAACUCUCUUGCAAGCAAAGUAGGUCUUUCGAGGAUCGAAGUGCAUCUUAUAGAGCUGCUUCAGAAUCAGCAUUUGUGCAUCUGUACAGUGGAGGAAUAAGAGAGCAUUGUACAGGAAAUACAUCUCUGUUCAGGACUUCUUCGAGCUCUGAUGUUGCAUUGUCUGCUUAUCUGUUCUGAUGAUUUUACACGGAUUAGUUGAAUCUGACUUGUGAUGAUUUCAAUUUAACAGUAAACGCCACUUGUUUAUUUGGUCAA